ACGAUGUUUGAGAACACAUGCAACUUGUUUCUUGCCAUAUGGGAGUGUUUAAUUUUGUUAUCCUUUAUACAUGAAUAUGUAUUUGCAGAGUGAUCUACGAAUGAUUUAGGAGAAAUAUUAUGAAGAGGCACAUAUUCAUUGAUGCCGCUUUCCCUUCACGUUUUGAAGAUUCAAAAUCCGCAUUGGAAAAUUACUACGGCAUGGAGAUCUAUAGGAGCCCCACUUUUGAUACUAGCAAACAAGCAGAUUGGAGGAACACCUGCAGUCAUUCGCUACCUCUUGGAGCAAGGGUUUUUAGAUGGGGAUUGCAUGACUGGUACUUCCAUAAUUAUUGUCCUGCUCUUGUUUUCUAAAGGAGAAGAGCCUGUGGUAGCAACCAUCUCUGACAAUCCUAUGAGUUUUAAGUAUUGCUGGUUAUGAGGCAUCAGGGACUGGGAGCAUGAAGUUUUUGAUGAAUGGGUGUUUACUUAUGGCUAUAGCAGAUGGUUUUAUAGUUGAAAUUAUUGAGGAAAUGGGGGAAGAUAACAUGAUUUCCAAGUGAUGGUUCGAAUAAAGGAUCCUGGAUGCACCAGGAAAUCCUCCCCUGACUGUCUUGAUGUUCUUUAUAAGUUUAAGAAGCAUUGGUCACUUGAAAAACUAGCAAUGCAAAUCAGAUUACCAGAACUUGAUUAGAAGUGCAAAUCAGAUUAACAGAACUGAUUGUAUUGAAUCCUUGUUUCAGGUUUCAGUUUCA
Molecule: messenger RNA, 733 nt
Organism: Nelumbo nucifera (sacred lotus)
Lineage: Eukaryota; Viridiplantae; Streptophyta; Magnoliopsida; Proteales; Nelumbonaceae
Source: RefSeq, a predicted model, not a curated record